Molecule: messenger RNA, 1597 nt
Organism: Manihot esculenta (cassava)
Lineage: Eukaryota; Viridiplantae; Streptophyta; Magnoliopsida; Malpighiales; Euphorbiaceae
Product: LRR receptor-like serine/threonine-protein kinase FLS2
Exons: 1
Coding region: 225-1520 (431 amino acids)
Molecular function (GO): protein binding
Source: RefSeq, a predicted model, not a curated record
UUUUAGAACCCUCACGGUCUCCACAAAACCACCCCCAAGAAUUUAAGGACCCAAAUUUCUACUCAACAACAAAAACCCAUCUCUUUCUUCCUUGUCUUCUCCAUUACUCCCACUUCCUACUUUUGAUUCUCCUACUCAACACUUCGCCAUCUUCCUUAUCUUAUCUCGUUUCUUACAUCUUCAGGACUCCACACUCAUUCAAUUCUUUACUCAAAAUCCAUUGAAUGGCUGAUCUCAUCCAUUUUUAUUUGUCCUCACAUCACCUUCUUCUUCUUCUGCUGCUGCUUACUCUGGCGGGCUUGUUCACAGUUGAAUCGAAGACCUAUUGGCGGGAUGUUGAGGUUUUGAAAGAGCUUAAAAAUGGGCUUGACCCAGCCUCUGUUACUCCUGGCUCCUGCUUGAGCUCUUGGGACUUCUCUGUUGACCCUUGCGAUCAUUUAUUCAGUGAACGAUUUACUUGUGGGUUCAGGUGCGACCUUCUUGUCUCCGGCUUCAGUCGAGUCACUGAACUCAGUCUUGAUCAGGCUGGUUACACUGCUUCGCUUGCUAACAUUACUUGGAAUCUACCUUAUUUGGACACUUUAGACCUUUCGAGCAACAAUUUCUACGGCCAGAUUCCCGAGUCUUUUUCCAACCUUUCUCGUCUGAGUCGACUCGGCCUUUCAGGAAACUGGUUUUCUGGACAGAUACCCGUGUUCCUCGGCUCACUCGCUAACCUCGAGGAGCUAUACCUCGAUAACAACAUCCUUCAGGGUACAAUUCCUGCGACUUUGAAUGGUCUAAUUAGCUUAAAAAGGCUCGAAAUUCAAUCCAACAAGCUAUACGGUGAGUUUCCCGAGUUGGGUUCCCUGAAGAGCCUCUACCUUUUAGACGCUAGUGACAAUGCCAUAUCUGGUAAAGUCCCAGCUACGCUCCCAUCAUCUCUUGUUCAAAUCUCCAUGAGAAACAACAGCUUAGAAGGAACCAUCCCAGAAAGUUUCAGAAACCUGGGUUAUUUACAAGUAGUGGAUCUGAGUCACAAUAAACUGAGCGGCUCAGUCCCUUCUCUUCUCUUCAACCAUCCAUCUCUUCAACAGCUCACUCUCUCUUUCAAUUACUUCACCACCGUGCAAUCACUGGCACGGUUUGGUCCUCCGACAACAAUCCAGAGUGAGCUGAUUGCCGUUGAUAUGAGCAACAAUCAACUUCAAGGAUUUUUACCCUCGUUUCUGGCCUUAAUGCCAAAGCUCUCUGCAUUGUCACUAGAGAACAACAAAUUUACAGGGAUGAUACCAACCCAAUUCGCCAUUAAAACAGCGGUGCCCGGAUCAGGAUUCUUGGCGUUUCAGAGGCUGCUGCUUGGAGGGAACUACUUGUUUGGACCAAUACCGGUGCCGUUGAUGGAGCUGAAAGCAGGGAGUGUGGAUGUGAGACUGAAUGAUAACUGCUUGUACUGGUGUCCGGUUACAUUGUUUUUCUGUGAGGGUGGUGAUCAGAAAUCGUUAAUGGAGUGUAAAAGCUUUAACCCUUUUAUUCCCUAAGCAAAUCCAUGUAGAUGUAGUAGUUAUUGAUCUUGUGUCUUGCUCUUGUUAAUAAUUAAUAUGUCUAUUGCUCGCUU